CUACUUUUAACGCCUAUAUAUUCUCUCCUCAUUCUUCCACUUCUCCCCACUCCUUUUCCUUUUCUCUCUCCUAGUUUACCUUGUUGGGUCAUACGGCGAGAUCGCACAUUGAGUGCAGCUGCGACUGCGAGUACGAGAGAGAAGAAAACAAAACAAAACAAAAUGAUAGAUCGGAAGAGUGUUUUCGCUCUUGCCUUCAUCUGCAUUGCCGUAGCUGGCGUAGGCGGUCAAUCCCCAGCUGCUGCGCCCACCACCUCCCCUGGAACUUCAACUACCCCUGCUGCUUCCCCAACGGUUGCCACAACUGCUCCAACACCACCUACGACCCCGCCUCCUGUCAAGGCUCCCACUGCCGCACCGCCUACCGCUGUCUCAUCUCCUCCACCCGCUUCAGCUCCUAAGGCUGCUCCACCUACCCCGACUGUUCCCGCUCCAGUUGCUACACCGCCACCGGCUGCUACUCCAGUGACAACUCCGGUACCGGUAAGCUCUCCACCAUCGCCUCCACCUGCUACAUUGCCUCCCCCGGUGCCCGCACCCACCAGUCCGCCUGUGGUUCCUCCUCCGGCACCGGUGGCCGCCCCUCCAACGGAGGUGCCCGCACCGACCCCUAGCAAGAAGAAGGCGAAGAAGCAUAUUGCUCCCGCUCCGUCGCCAAAGGCACUCAGUCCACCUGCACCACCGGCAGAGGCUCCUACUCAGGACAUUGGCUCUCCCGGACCAUCUCAGGCGGCCGACGUGAGCGGAGCGGAGGAGAAACUGUGGAGCGUGCAGAAGAUGGCAGGAAGCUUUAUUCUUGGAUGGGGUGUUUUGCUUUGCUUGUUUCUCUAGAGACCUGGGUAGUUAGUUCAGACUUCAGACUUGAGAGAGAGAGGGAAUCAUUGAGGUCAUCGUGGCCUGCUCUUACUUGUUCUGUUAUUAUUAUUAUUUUAUUUUAUUUUUUCUGGAAAGAUCCUUUGGGCUUUGUCUAUGUAUGAAUAUGAUUACUUUUACUUUUUGAUUGAUUAAAAUUUACGGGUUACUGGCUGUCUCACCCAAACACAGACACUUUGAAUAUUUGAUGAAGUAUGAUUUUGAUUUUUGAGA
Molecule: messenger RNA, 1086 nt
Organism: Nelumbo nucifera (sacred lotus)
Lineage: Eukaryota; Viridiplantae; Streptophyta; Magnoliopsida; Proteales; Nelumbonaceae
Cellular component (GO): plasma membrane
Source: RefSeq, a predicted model, not a curated record